AUGUGCAAUCCUAUCGAAGGUUGCUUUAGCUCUUUGAAGUCCAAGAUCAAGUCUUACCUGGCGAUGCGGCACCGCCAAAUGAUGGAGGUUGUCGAAUUUGCCACUCUUACGCAAGCUCGAAUGGCCUUGCUUGAAGCUGCUCUGCAAGAUUCG
This is a messenger RNA of Aphanomyces invadans, 153 nucleotides long. RefSeq lists its product as hypothetical. The record is from RefSeq and is a predicted model, not a curated record. The annotation marks the transcript as partial. The transcript has a single exon. Lineage: Eukaryota; Oomycota; Saprolegniomycetes; Saprolegniales; Verrucalvaceae.